AUGAAGACGAUUGCGUUACUUACGGACUUUGGUGUUGGCGAGUAUGUUGGCAUCAUGAAGGGUGUCAUUCUUAAAACAAUUAAAAGUCCGGUGAAUAUCGUUGAUAUCAAACAUGACAUUGAACCACAAAACAUUCUUCAAGCGUCAUGGAUUCUUUCGACGUGUGUGAACUACUUUCCCGAAGAUACCAUAUAUGUGUGUGUAGUUGAUCCUGGCGUUGGGGGUGAUCGAGCAGAUCUAUUGAUUCAAACAAAAACAGCGACAUUCAUUGGUCCGAACAAUGGUCUCUUCACUCACACACUCAAACAAAACAAUUUUGACAUCCUCCACGUCUAUUCACUCCACUCCAAAACGUCCUCCGCUACUUUUCAUGGCAGAGAUGUCUUCUCUCUUUCUGCAGCUCAAUUUGCAAACGGUGACGUCAUCAACGCAACGGAAAUCCCUUUCCAAGAGAUCGUCUAUUUAAACAUAUCCAACAACACACAAGACACCAUCCACAUCGUUUCAAUCGACACUUUUGGCAAUUUAAUAUCUGACACACCAACUUCUUCUUUCACCCACAACCAACUCGCUUCGUUAAAAUCACUCGAACAAUUCAAAACAGGUCAAAUCAGUGACGUUGCCUUUGUCAAAACUUAUGAAGAAGGUGCAAAGCAUAACAUCGCCUUAAUUCUUCUCGAAGGCAGUAAUAACACGCUUGAAGUUUCCAAAGUCAAUGGCAGUGCAGCUCGUCUUCUUUCUGUCACUAUCGGUGAAACUCUCAAAUUACAUUUUCUCUAA
Messenger RNA from Entamoeba invadens IP1, 780 nucleotides. RefSeq lists its product as hypothetical. Lineage: Eukaryota; Evosea; Mastigamoebida; Endamoebidae. The transcript has a single exon. The record is from RefSeq and is a predicted model, not a curated record. The coding region runs from base 1 to 780 and encodes 259 amino acids.